CUCUAAGCUUCUGUGGAGGAGCAACGUUCCGCUGCUGCUGGAGACACCGGAGACACCGGAGACACCGAGGACACCGGAGACACCGGAGACACGGAGCCGUGGAUCACAACUUCACCAACGGGAGGAAACAGAACCUGGUUCGGGAUAAAAACCCUGGAUUUUCUGUCGUUUGGAACUAAAAGCGUCACCGGAGCUGAUGUUAGGAAACUCCUGAGGACUCGGAGUCAGCACCGGAGGAUAAAAACAACUUUUAUCUCUUUUUAUUCUAUUUUAUUUUCUUGUGUUUUGUCUUUUUUUGUUUUUUGUUUUUUUGCUCUGGAAUAAAUUCCGCGGCUCCGGCUCUCGCGGCUUUCAGCGGCCGCGGUUGUUGUUCUCUCCGCCCGCAGCGCAGAGCAGGUGGUGACGGUGAGAGACACCGGAGACUGUGAGGUCACCUGACCUGACCACACACACACACACACACACACAGAGGCUCAGACUCCAGGUUUGACGCAUUUUUAGGCACGAAGUUUCUCAGAAUAUAACGAGUUUUUUUGUUUUUUUAAGUCUGAAUCAUGUUCGUUAAUGAGUUAAAAUAAAGUGGAAUGAUUCAUGAUUUGGAUCAAACGGUGAAGUUUCAGAGGAAGUUUACGGAUCGCCGGUGAAGCUCAGAGCCGCAGAGCGCGUCCUCCUCCCGCCGCCGCCGCCAUGCGCAGCGCCGCCGGACUGAGCCCGCUCCUCGCGCUCCUCCCGCUGCUCCUCGCGCUCCUCCUCCUCCUCCAGCCCGCAGCGGCUGCCGCAGCUGCCCUUUAACCCGCACCGCCCGCCGCCACUGCGCCACCAUGAGCAGCACCGACCUGGAGCGCGUGUCGCUCAGCUCCUCCGCCAACUCCGUGGCCUCGUCCAGCGCGCGCACGCUGUCGGCUAACGUGCGCAAGCUGCACAACGCGCUCAACCUGCUGCUCAACGACUUCGAGCGCGAGCAGUUCAUCCACUGUCUCAACGUCUACCACUCCAAGCGCAACGUCUACGACCUCGUGCAGACGCUCCACGUCAUCCUGAACGCGCCCAGCAAGCGGCAGCUGCUGCCGAUGCUGCGGCUCGUCAUCCCGCGCUCGGACCAGCUGCUCUUCGAGCAGUACACGUCGGAGGGACUCUACCUCAAGUCGGAUUUAGUCGCGACGAGCAACGGCAGCGCGGAGCCCGCGGCGGGACUCGACUUCCCCCGCAGCGCGAGCCCGACUCCCCCCGCCGCGCACCUGUCGCCCUCCGGAGCCGCGCCGGAGCUGCAGGUGGCGCUGCGCGGCUCCCCGGACAGUUUCAGCACCAGCAGCGACGGGACAGCUCCGCUGGUGCCGCUGCUCGGCAGGAACUUCAUCCACGAGCCGCCGGGGGCGCUGCGCCAGGUCAACAUGAAGCGGCACAAGAGCAACGAGGGCCUGGGCUUCAGCAUCCGCGGGGGCUCGGAGCACGGCGUGGGCAUCUACGUGUCCCUGGUGGAGCCCGGGAGUCUGGCGGAGAAGGAGGGGCUGCGCAUCGGAGACCAGAUCAUGAAAGUCAACGACAAAGUGUUUGAUAAAGUCACGCACGCGGAGGCUGUCAAGGUGCUGAAGGGCAGUAAAAAGCUCUGCCUCUCCGUGCGCUCGGUCGGGCGGAUUCCCGGCGGAUAUGUCACCAACCAUGUUUACACGUGGGUGGACCCUCAGGGUCGCAGUGUGUCGCCACCUCCUGACCUGCCGGAGCAGCGCAGCGCCACGCUGAAGAGGAGCGACAGCCAGCGACGCAGCAACAUGCAGCUCCUGCAGGAGGGAGACGAGAAGAAGGUCAACCUGGUCCUGGACGACGGCCGCUCUCUCGGGCUGAUGAUCCGGGGCGGAGCGGAAUACGCUUUGGGGAUUUACAUCACUGGAGUGGACCAGGGGUCGGCGGCAGAGUGUGGCGGACUCAAGGUGGGCGACCAGAUCCUGGAGGUGAACGGCUGCAGCUUCCUGAGCGUGCCGCACGACGACGCCGUCCGCGUGCUGAAGUCGUCGCGGCACCUGAUGAUGACGGUGAAGGACGUGGGGCGGGUGCCGCACGCCAGGACGGUGGUCGGCGAGACCAAGUGGAUCGCCAGCUCGCAGAUCGCCGAGAGCUCGGCCAACAGCAGCGUGGAGGGCUUCCCAGAAGAACAAGGAGCGUCUGCAGCAGGAAAGCCGGGCUUUUAUAAAGGCGUCGCGGGCUCACAGGUGACUCUGUCCAGCCUGGUGAACCAGUCACGGGCCAUGCUGGAGGAGAAGGCACGCCACCUGCUGACGGAGGCCGAGCGGCAGACCAUGGGCUACUACGUGGAGGAAUACCGGGACGGACACAUCGGGGCGGAGCAGCUGGUCAUGGCGCUGUUCGAGCUGCUCAACACGCACGCUAAAUUCUCUCUGCUGUCCGAGGUCCGAGGCCUGGUCACCCCACAGGACCUGGAGUGUUUUGACGGGAUGGUGCUGCGGCGGGAGAUUCAGGCCCUGAAGGCUCGUCAGGGCAAAGCCGGAGCCGCCGCCAUGCAGCCGGACUCCCUGUCCAUGGUGUCCUACCCUGACACCCUGACCUCGUCGUCAGCCAGCUUCAUGACCAACACCACCCUCAGCUCUGCGCGGAACGACAGCGUGGUGGAGAGUAAUGGAGAGGAUCCUCCGGAGAGUCUGAACACGCUGCUGACUGACAUCUCUCUGGAUGAUAUACAGUCCGCCGCCACCGCCGAGCCCCCUCCCUCCUUCAAGCCCCCGCCCCCUCCCGGGGUGCAGAGGCGCCAAAGUAGACAAGAGCUGCGCAACAAAAGCGAAUCCUCCCACUCAGGCUUGUACUUCACGGCCCCGCCUUCCCACGGCCACAGCAGAGAGGCGGCGCGCGCCGCAGCCCCGCCCCCACCUGCACCCGCACAACACCACAAACGACAACACCCCAGGGACCCGGCGGCGUCUCAGGACUACACGGCCGUCAGAAAGAGAGAUCUUUCCAAGAAAGAGCAAAUUAAAGCCGCUCAGUUGUCCAAGGUCGCCGCGCACAACAUCGGCCCGUUUCCCAGAGUCCAGUCCCCCAGCAGAGGCCCCAAACCCGCCGCCCCGUCCCCGUCACCACCGCCGCCACCUCCACUCCCUGCUCCCCAGCCUCCCCCGACUCUGCCCCUAAAGUCAGCGUCCCUGUCCAAAGCCUCCCCCGCGUCUAAAGCACAGUUCGUCACAGUGGAGGUUCACAGGCCAAACGCAGAGCCCGACGUCAACGAGGUGCGGCCGCUGCCACAGGCCCGAGGUGGCGCCCUGUCUCAGCUGUCAGACAGCGGCCAGACCCUCAGUGAGGACAGUGGCGUGGACAUUGCUGAGUCAGCACACGUCAGCAAAGACAGCAGCCCCCAUUCCUCACGCACUCGCCUCCCCCCACGAGACACCCAGGGAGGCGGGGGGGACAAGCCCUCCAAACCGCCAGGUUUGUUGGAGCCCACCUCUGCACUAGUGCGGGUGGCAAAGAGCGCCACCACCCUGGGUAUCGCCAUUGAAGGAGGAGCCAACACUCGCCAGCCGCUGCCAAGAAUUGUCACAAUACAGAGAGGCGGCUCGGCUCAUAACUGCGGCCAGCUGAAAGUGGGUCAGGUGAUCCUGGAGGUGAACGGGGUUUCCCUGAGGGGCCGCGAGCACAGGGAGGCGGCGCGCAUCAUCGCUGAGGCCUUCAAGACCAAAGAGAGGGACCACGUGGACUUCCUGGUGACCGAGUUCAACGUGGCGCUAUAGCUGAGCGGGGGGGGACGAGAGCGGGACACGGAGGACGAGUGUGGAUUUAAAUGGCACAACUCUUUUUAAAACUGGAACAAACCGCCUGAGACUCUUUCUCUUUACACUUAAUCUUCCUGAAUCUGGACAACGGUUCCACUACAUUUGACAGGUUUUUAUCUCCACUGUGAACUUUGUUCAGGAUUCUCCUCAACGCGUUACCUCCCCACUGUGAGACCUCAUGCACUACGACGGGAAAUAAAGACCUUCUGUGCGUCUUUCUUUGUCCUCGGUGUUAAAAACUUGUGGAUUUCAACUUGCAGCGAAAACCACUGGACCUUCCUGUAGCAGUCCUUCGUCCCGAGCUCCGAUCUUUUUUUAAUUUAUUUAUUAAUUUAUGGCUUUAACUGGGAGACGACUGCACACCUGAGACACCUGAGACUGAUUCAUGCCUGGGUUUGUAUAUGUACAAAAAUGAACAAAUGUAGAUACAGAUGCAAAUAUAUAUAUAUAAUGUACACAUAAAGAUACUCCUAUAUAAAUUAUAAAACCUGUAUCUUCUGUUGCAUCAACAAAUAGCGAUUAUAAAUAUUUAUAUUUCAAGGACGAUGAUAAAUCAGGCACUUCUGGGAAAAGAUGUGUUUUUUCUACAUCAUUAGUUACGCCCCCUUUUUUUUCUGACACAUAUUCACCUGUCUUCUCUCCUCGGUAUGAGACAUUAUUGAGAUCACUUUUAAAGAUUGGACACAUGGUUUAAGUGAUAAUUUUCAUGUUAAAACAUGAAUAUUUAAUAACUCGGUUCAAUGUUGUGAUACUAAGUCGACCAAUUAUCGUGGAAGCUCACGCAAAAUCCCAAAAGGAGUAAUAAGUUCAUUCAAAUACCAUUGGUGCAAAAUCGCCAAAAAAAUUGCUGUUCAGCCCACGAUGGCGGCCUUCCUGUAGGACUUACGACAAAGUCCUUAUUGACUUUUUGGACCGUCCUGACACGAUUAACACAUGUACCAACUUUCGUUCAUGUACGUCAAACUUUUUUUUUUUUCAUUUUUCGUGAGCCCUCCCACUUCCAAAUGUCUACGCUUUUUCACCGAACGACUUUCACACGUAAAUUUCCAUGAGGAUGGAUACGGGCGCAAAAAUCCUGUUUGUUAGUCUUGGAGGCUGGAGACAGUUACUGACACCUACUGGUAUAAUUAAAUACUGUCCUUGAGUCCAAGUCAAGUCUGGAGUCCUUUGAGGUGGAGUCUGAAGUUACUAUUGUGUGACUCAAGUACGACAACUAGAGUCACCAUCAUCUCCGCCAUGGUGGCCGCCAUGUUGAAUGUUUACAAAAGCUAUGCGACGUUGCUUCUAAACACAUUGGUUCCUCUUUUCUUUUUCUUUUUUUUUGGAGAUUCUGGCGUUGGCUAAAGCGGCUAACAUCCUCGCCGGAUGGCAACAUCCCAUCAAACUGGGCUGUGUUCACCCAGGUUAGCACCACUUCACUUUAUGUCCUCUAAAGUGUUUGUUUUUGACAGUAGUGUUUCACCAAAAACAAUCUGAGCUGUUUAUUGGCGAAAACAAGCUCUUUCAGUGGCCAUAAUGUGUGAAAAUGAUAUGAGUCAUGCUCCUAAAAACCACUGAAUCCUGGCAUCGGCAUCUUGGAAUAUGCCAGAAAACCUCCAGUAGAUUAAUGUUGUCAGCUGAACCUCAACCUGACCAACCAACUCAUCUAAAUACUAACGUGAUAUGUUUGUUUUCUUUGGCCGGGUUAGUGUGUAUAUUUUCACAUUUGUCCAGUUUAUGUGGCGUUAACUCUCACAGGGGUUAGAAAAAAAGAAAAAAAACACCUCAGUUAAGUCCGUUUUGGUUCUCUCCUGCUGCUCCCGUUGAAUAACAAUGGAUGAUUUGUGUUUUUUAAUUUCGUUCUUUUAAUCAUAUUCACCCUGGGGGAGCGUUCCUGAUGCCAGACUCAGUGCAGCAAUUAUGCCUAAAAAGAGAAUAAUGAGACAUUUAGAGGACGACACUGCCCAAGAUUUUACAGCGACUCCCUCACACAUGCAACACGUGUGUGUGUGUGUGUGUGUGUGUGUGUGCACAUUUGAUUUGUUUAUAGAAAAGCAAUUAGGAGAUUAACAAAUAGGAAGAGAGGGAGAGAGUGAGACAGAGAAUGAGGGAAUGAUUGAAAGAAACAAAUGAGAAGUGAUUGUUGUGGAAAUGAUCUGUUUCCCCUCCGGAGGAAAGUGAGCGCGGAGACGACGUACGACACAAAAGCACACCUCCACGUGUCAAUCCAGAGACUCACACUAAGGAUGAAGUGAUUCAUCUAAAGUGUUUGUGUUUUUUAUGUGUGUGUUUACACGGAUAGUUCAGGUUUUCCGAAGUGCUGACUGCGUUGUAGCUUCCCCCGAUAUCGGUAUCGGAUGAUAUUGGCUUUAAUACGGAAUGUCCGAAAAAAAACAGUCCAAUGUCGUGCGUCCCUACGUAAAGCAACUGUUCAAUAAGGGUGGGCAAUAUUAUCUUAAAAUGAUAUCGCGAUAUUCCACCGCGAGUUUGAGACCUUUGAUGUAGAGUGCUGGCUAGACUGAGAUCAUAUUUUUUUUACGACUUCUCCGCUGAACUCCCAGUUCUGACUUCCGAUGUAAACGUAGCGCAUCAUGUGGACGCUCACCCUCACUAUUAACAUGGCUGCCAGCAGGGACGUGAGGACAAGCAGAUAUUUACUGCUGCUGUUAGCAAACCAGAUACCACAGACAGCAGUUAGCAUUCAUGAUGUCAUGUUACCGCCUUCCCUCUGGAUGACUGUGUUUAUAAAUGAGAUUUAGCACUAGCCCCUGAGGCUUCUUUUAAAGCAAGCUGUUUCACGCGCUACAAAUAUGCAGUGUUGCUAGCCACUGUACACUCAAUAGUAAGUAGCUAACGCCAGCCUGAAAAGUUGCUAGCUGUGGCCAGAACACAUCAAACGAUAAUUAGACUAGACAGUGCUUCAUUUAUCCAUUUGUCUAUAUUUUUUUCAGUAGAAUUACCAACUUUCUUACGCAGAAAGUAGCUAAAGUUUGGCCGGAAAGAAAGGGCCGUGUGAAAAGUUGCUAGCUGUGGUCAGAACACGUUGAGCGCUAAUUAGCAUGUUUGUGACAUCAGAAUUGAGAGAAUUGAUGGAAUUGCUAACUUUUUUUUCCUUAGG
Molecule: messenger RNA, 6876 nt
Organism: Solea solea (common sole)
Lineage: Eukaryota; Metazoa; Chordata; Actinopteri; Pleuronectiformes; Soleidae
Gene: whrna
Product: whirlin a
Exons: 12
Coding region: 822-3737 (971 amino acids)
Biological process (GO): sensory perception of sound; auditory receptor cell stereocilium organization
Cellular component (GO): stereocilia ankle link complex; photoreceptor inner segment; stereocilium tip
Molecular function (GO): protein binding
Source: RefSeq, a predicted model, not a curated record